ACGUACAUGUAUGUAUCCGAGUCCCAUGAAUGUCAGACUCGUAGAACAUCAUUAUCACUGGAGCUAAGCGGGACCAUUGUCAUUGAUUUCAAUUUUGUGUGAUUGUUAUGGAUUUCACCAGCGGGAGAAAGGCUCCACUGAUAGAGCAGCUCUGGCUCACUCUCCGUGAGACUUCGAAGGCCAUGGACUCGAUGUCGCUGUGCGUGUCCUGCGGACAACGACCGCGCCGCGGCAGGUUCCUGAGCUGCUUGCAUGUUGUGUGCUCGGCUUGUGUGGACGAGCACACGCACAGUGAUGGAACGCGACUGUGUCCGCGCUGCACGCGCACGACGAAAAGUCGGCCAGGAGGUAGUCAGCUACCCAGGGCACCCGACGGUCUGGUGGAGUAUUGUGGACGGAGCUCAGAUGACGACCUUGGCACCAGUCAAUUGAGUGACGACACCGGCAGCAGCGGAGGAGGAAACACCGACCAGCAGUCGACAGUGUUUUGUGACGAGUGCGUUGCCGACACGGCAGCAUCUCACUGCUGUGUGGACUGUGGGUUCUCACUCUGUACGUACCACUCACUCGAUCACGCCAUGAAGCGCGGAUAUGCUGGCCACCGCGUUGAGGCCCACGCGUCUGUUGCUACUCGUUCGCCCGCCGAAAAGCCGGAGAAGAAAGCCGAAGUGGCAACCGUGUGCAUGGUGCAUCCGAGCCGAACCGUGACGAGCUACUGCACGACGUGCGAGCUCCCACUCUGUGAUCGCUGCCUCAGUGAUGGUAGACACAAACAGCACGAUGCCGUAGAUGCAGUGGAGUUUGUUGACGAGUGCCUUGAGUCGCUGGUGGAGAUGUUUGGCCUGCCAGCGAAGGCCGAUUCACCAGCACUUGACCCAAGGACAGAGCGUGAGGGCACCGAUCAGCCGUCAUCGCAGCUCUACGGUGAAGAUGGAGAGAUGGCGCCAGAUAAAGAAGACCCUGCAACAGACUAUGCUGCAUCAGCCGAGCUUCCUCUUUCCCCUGCUGCGAACGUCUUCACUGGCUCACUAGCGUCAGCCCUGAGCAUGCCGACUGACCAGGGAGCCUGUGGAAAUAACGAGAGUAAUCACUUGACCUUCAGUGGGGCCGGUUCGCAUGUUAAUUCGGACGCGUCUUCUGUUGCUGACGAACGGUCGACCAGCCCAACCUCCUCUCGCCAGGAACAUGAUUCUCUGCAAGAUGCUCUGGAAUCUGUCGUGACACAGCAGGAACAACUAUCCUCAGCUGUCAGCGAUUUAUUCCAAGAAAUCAGAGAUACCAUCGCCAGGAAAGAGGCGGCACUGCUCGCAAGAAUCGACCAAGUAGCAUGGCGUGCCCUAAAGCCCCUAGAGCAGCAGAGGGACGCCGUUCAACAGACCUCGCUUGCAGUCGAGCGAGCAAUUCACAUCCUGAAAUUCUACACCGAGUCUGGAGAGAGCAGGCUGCCACUGCUGCAAAUCCUGGAGUGGCUGCAGGCACUAGAUGUUGACGAGGGAGUAGUAGCCAUUCCUGAUCCCUGCGUUGUCCUGAACGUCAAGUUCGAUGCAGAAAUUUGCCGGCGCAAUCUCCUGUUGCCAGAUUCCACAGAAGCCAUUGCAGACAACACAGCAAUUCAUGCAAAGUCGACGGCUGCCGUUCGUACCAUUGCGCCACAACAUCAGCGCCGGGACUGCACUGUCUGGAUUGGAGUCGCCGCACGCACAGCAGACGGGACACUGAUUGCGUGUGAAGACCUUGCCAGCGACGAUUCGUGGCACUUCACCUUCAGAGAGGAGUCGGGCAACGAAUACGUGUGGAUGCUUGACACACCGUCCUUAUCUACUGCAAAUGUUACAGAGUACGCUGCACCGGCAGGAGUAAUUAUUUCAUAUUCAUCUACGGCAUGGGACAUAGUGGAAGCAGGUCGGCAACAGGUUGGCAUCAAUUCGGGAAUCAAGGUGCAUCCCAAGGCACCGGUCCCAGUUCAGCAGGUGUCUCACAAUUCUCAGCCAGCCGUUGCGAUCGGGAGCACGGCUAGUCUUCCAGCGCGAAGUCAGGCAUUUUCCGCAGCAACGGGGAUGUGGGACAGCGGUAGUUCGGGAAUCACAUGCAAGCCUUGUGUUGGCUUUCGGCAGGACGAAGAUCCCAGCUCCUCAUUUGAUGUGGUAUUCCACAUACCGAAGGAUCUUUUCUGGACGCCACUGACGUUGCAGGUGUACUUGAACGGUAAGCCGAUAUCAGACGGUACCCCGACUGCUGUUCUCAAUAUUGCUCUUAGCAUUGCACGUGCACAGUUUCAGUAGAUCGUACCGCAGUUCAAUCAUGAAGAGAAACUCUUAGUGCGCUGCCAUACUGAAAUUCUGGGUCACUGACCGCUGAUCCAGACUGUCAAAGCACUAGCUGGUCCAAAUCACAGCUAGCUCAGCACCACCAGUUACUCUAUGUGUUACAGGCCUGUAUUCCCAUUGCCUCAUGCAUUUCCUGCGACCUAUUCUGUGAAAGCCAAGAUGAACUGCAUACAAGUCAUCUUAAAUCUUCACCUACAUGUAUUGCAGUCACUUGCAAGAUAGUUCCUAAAUAACAUACACUAGCUGAUGUUGGAAGAUGAUACUUCCCGUGAGCCAGUGGCUUUACUUUUAGUAGGCAGAACACUUUGCUCAGGUCAUGCUUCAACAAGCCUGCUAUUUGUUUGUUUUAAAUCUCUUUUCUGCAUACUUUCGAAUGGACAUGCAUGACAAUCAGCCACCUCCAUGGCUGCUGCAAUGCCGUUGCUGGUACCAAGGCUUUGUCACAAGAAAACGUUUUCGUUAACUCUGAUUCGACUUUGCUUGAAUAUGUGUGUUUCGAUAACAGCAGAACGAAUUUUAUUGCUAGCCAAUGCUUCUUUUUUCUUUUCUUUUUUUUCUUUCUUUCGGACCAUUUUCCGACACGGUUUGGGCAUUUAGAAAUGACCUGCAAAAUGAUCUCGCUUGUUUCAAUGAAUAGUUUCCGACAUCA
This is a messenger RNA of Sycon ciliatum, 2976 nucleotides long. RefSeq lists its product as uncharacterized. Bases 108 to 2282 code for a protein of 724 amino acids. The record is from RefSeq and is a predicted model, not a curated record. The transcript has 3 exons. NCBI's taxonomy places the organism in Eukaryota, Metazoa, Porifera, Calcarea, Leucosolenida, Sycettidae. Gene Ontology annotation, molecular function: ubiquitin protein ligase activity; zinc ion binding.